Molecule: messenger RNA, 1113 nt
Organism: Lolium rigidum
Lineage: Eukaryota; Viridiplantae; Streptophyta; Magnoliopsida; Poales; Poaceae
Exons: 1
Coding region: 13-1113 (366 amino acids)
Source: RefSeq, a predicted model, not a curated record
AUCAAGGCUGCCAUGUACGCGACCAAGCCGCUGUCUCUGUUCAAGAGCCACCCGGAUGCGGCGUCCCAGCCGCCGCCGGAGGGCCCGAACUCGGGCUACAUCGUGGUGAAGGGCGACGACGACGGGGAGGACGGUGAGACGUGCUGCUGGGGGCAGUGCGGCGGGACGCGCGUGCGGGACCUCCCCUUCCCGCAGGACCGCGUGCUCACGCUCCGCUACACGGAGCACCACGGGGAGAGCAGCUCCACCUACACCGACUCCGUCGUCUUCGUGCCCGUCCCCGACACGCCCCUCGCCUCCAACCGCUACUACGCCGUGAUCGCCACGGGGAAGCACAAGGGGCUCGUCAGGACUUGCUCCAGCGAGGAGGACAUGGCUGCAUGCUGUUUCUGCCGCUGCAUCAGCGACGUGGAGCCGCGCCCGUUCGACCCGGCCGACGUCUACCAGCAGAUCGAAAUCGUCCAGCGACGUCGCGGGCGGUUCACGGCCAGGGCCGUGGCGGCUGACGGCUUCCCGCACUUCCUCUACCGCAAGAAGUACUGGCGCGUGUACGCCUCCAAAGCCAAGAACCACUUCGACCUCGGCGACGCGCCGGGCAUCAACGCGGCGCUCCGGUCGCGCCAGCUCGCCGACGCGAGCCUCCCGACGGCGAUGCCAACGGUUGUCGGGAAAUGGUACUGCCCGUUCUAUCUCAUCAUAGAAGACUGCAUGUCCCGGUCGCAGCAGAUGGACCGCGGAGUGUUCUACGAGGUGGUGCUGGAGCAGCGCUGGGAGACGACGGUCGGGGACGAAAUCCAUGGAGGAUCGAGGCUGUGCAGCACGAGGGUGCUCUACGGCGGGGACGUGGAGGCGAGAGGCGCCCACCUGCACACCGACGGUUACGUGUUCUUCAGGGUUGGGCCCGCGCUGAGCGUGAUUGUGCACGCGAGCCUGUGGGACAGGAUGCGAUCGGAGGCGUACAGGGGAGGGUGGGUCGACGAGGAGGAAGAUGCCGGGAAGGUGGCCGGCCGGUCGGUGCUGGUGGAGAGGUUCGUGGUGAAGAGGAUGGACGGGAGCGUGGUGGCGGACUUUGACUUUCUGCACUUCAACAAGGUCAGAGGAAAGCAGACGUGA